GAGAGAAGAGAGAGGGAAGGAGGGAGAAAAAAAAGGAACAAAUGAAGCAACUCUUUGGGAAAUGUUUCCACAUAGUUUGUUUCUCUGCCUGUUGGGCAUUGCAGAGAUAUUUGCUCUGUUAGCAGCUUCAUUCCAGCUGCAUAAAUUAGCCAUUUUGAAUGAACCCUCUUGUAAAGAAACAGUGACACCCAGCGGACAGACGCCGCCACUGCAGCCUUGUACCCUGUAGGCGUACAGUGAAAGCGAAACAGAAACAUAACUGUUAAGCUCGUUUGUGUGUAGCAACGGAGUGUAGGGGGGAAAAAACGCGGGCUACAGCAGACAUGUUUAUCAGCUAGUCUCGUCUUCAAACAUCAUGGAGACCUGCAAGAAGGGAAGGAGGACGGUGGUCGUGUCCGGCGUGCCCGACGUGUUGCCCGUCAGCCGCAUGAUUGACAAGCUAACCAUUCACUUCCAGAGCCGCAGGAGGAGUCACGGAGGGGACGUCGAGGUGGUCACCUAUCCCACCAACAUGGACGGUGUGGCGUUUGUCAGCUUUGACGAAGCUGCAGAUGCAGAGAAUGUGGUGCGAAAGGACCAACACAAAAUGGCGGACGACGAGUUUCCUGAAGAGUACGUUCUCACGGUGUUCCCGUUCACCAGAGAUGUGUUCUUCUUUGUUACCAAUGCUCUGGUCGACCUCUCAGAAUUCGGCAGAGAUCAAGAGUCGCUGAUUCAGAGUCUGCGGUCAGCUCACAGGUCGCUGCAUUUCCAGCCUGUACUCAAGCGAAGGAGAGUUGUAAUCCAGGGGCCAUUCUCUGCCGUCCAGGCCCUGAGAGGGGACCUCAAACGCAGGAGCAGCCAACUUAAAUCUUCAGUCUCAGCUCCAACUGCUGCCAUCAAACUAAGAGAAACUCCUUUUAAUCCAGAGGUAAUAUCUCAUCACGAGGUUGUCAGCUCUGUAAGCCGCAGUCGUUCUAAAGCUAAGCUCGAGCCAGCAAGCUCAAACAGCUUAUCAACACCGCUGCAGACCACAGGCGAGGCAACUCAAGUCCAAGCCUCGCUCUCAAAUGCAAAAACUCAAAUCACUUCCCCGAUACAAAAAGUUUCCUGUGGGAGUAUGGCUGUAGGGAGCUUUUGCGACACAGACAAUGCUGACGAGGAGCAGGGAGCUCGGUCCAGGCUCCAAAUGCCCACAGAAUAUAGAACAGAGUGGGCAAAGGCCAACCCCAGACUAGUGUUGGGAGAGGAGAUCAAUGCAGGAAUUAAAUCUUCCUUAUCAGGUCUGGACCUCGGUGCAGAGAAAAUAACAGAAAAACAACCCAGAAAGGACAACACUUCACAAAAAAACACCAGACCAGACAGGUCAGCAACCAAGGACAGAGGAGAGAUUCAUUUGGACUUCCAUUACAGAGAAUCAGAUCAGAGCAGCUCAGCCGUCACCGCUAAGCUUCUCCAGACCGCACUUAAAGAUGUCUUGCAGUCCUCCGAGAGCAUUACCAAGGAUACAGGAGAGCUGUCUGCAGUCUGUCCAGAUCUGGAGAAUUCGUCCAUCUGGGUUGACUCAUACACAUUCGAAUACAUAAAAAAAUAUGACAAGACAUAUUUGGACAUGUGCUUGAGAGGUCUUGAUGCGUCCGUUGAGCGCGCUGAAGGAACUGACCUCACACGGAUAUCAUUGACUGAGAAGCAAGCACCCAAGACGGGCUCAAGGAUCCAGCAGACCUUGAUAAAACUCAGCACGUUGGUGGAGUGGUGGAUGUCAAGGUUAAGAGUUAAUCAGAUUGACUAUGACGAGAGGGAGUACCCUGACAAACAGAAACUGAGUCAGAUCUGUGACGAUGAGAACUCUGUGUCCAGAGACGUUCUAUACGUGUUCGAAGAUGCUUGCAUAAAAGUGAUCGGCCCUUCAUUUUCUAGUCACAUGUUCUCUAAGAGUGUCGAAGAUAGAAUUGGUAAAGACAAAUCCCUGAGAAAGUAAUAGAUGAAGAAAAACAUGAGUGUAGUUCUAUCACCGGCCACAGGGUGGUGCCGUUGUGUUGUUUGUUGUCUUCACAUAGCUUGAAUUUGUAGUACCUUAGGUACAGUGUUUGAUUCCUGUGUCCCACAUUCCAUAUACAUGAAGAAUACUGUAUCUGCAUCAGGUUUUUUUAUCUGUUUUAAUUAAAUAAAAAUAAA
This is a messenger RNA of Larimichthys crocea (large yellow croaker), 2157 nucleotides long. RefSeq names its product RNA binding motif protein 43 (gene rbm43). NCBI's taxonomy places the organism in Eukaryota, Metazoa, Chordata, Actinopteri, Sciaenidae. The coding region runs from base 356 to 1960 and encodes 534 amino acids. Gene Ontology annotation, molecular function: RNA binding. The transcript is spliced from 3 exons. The record is from RefSeq and is a predicted model, not a curated record.